This is a messenger RNA of Colletes gigas, 1798 nucleotides long. It is a transcript of the gene Zip48C, whose product is annotated as zinc transporter ZIP11. The transcript has 6 exons. Gene Ontology annotation, molecular function: zinc ion transmembrane transporter activity. Gene Ontology annotation, biological process: zinc ion transmembrane transport. Gene Ontology annotation, cellular component: membrane. The record is from RefSeq and is a predicted model, not a curated record. Bases 132 to 1196 code for a protein of 354 amino acids. NCBI's taxonomy places the organism in Eukaryota, Metazoa, Arthropoda, Insecta, Hymenoptera, Colletidae.
CUGAGAUAAGUACGGGAGAUUGAGUGUACGUCAGUGAGAUUUUGCCCUGUAAAACAGUUUCUUAUGUUCAGUUCAUGUUAUAGAGGUUCAGUUGUAUAGUUUGAGGCGUCGGGAACUUGACGAUUAGUACAAUGUUAAGGGGUUAUUCGCGGAUUACACAGGCACUAUUGGGUACGUUAUUUACAUGGGCCCUUACCGCAGCGGGUGCCGCACUCGUUCUUAUGAUUCGAGGAAAACAACGUAAGCUUUUGGAUGUCAGCCUCGGAUUCGCGGCCGGUGUGAUGAUAGCGGCAAGUUAUUGGUCGUUGCUAGAACCCGCUAUUGAAAUGGCGACAAAGAGCAAACUUUACGGAAUGGAGGGCGAAUAUGCGUUUGUACCAGUCGGAGUUGGAUUUCUUAUAGGCGCGGCCUUUGUUUAUGGGACGGACGCGUUGAUAUCUUCCCUUGGCAUUCAGUCCCCCAAUGUGCUUUUAGCUAUGCAGUCAGUCGGUACGAAAAAAAGACGCAAGAACUUUGCAAAACUAAAGAGUGACGAGGAUUUAGACGAUUAUGAUCCAUAUAGCAACGUACAGAUUUCCGAUGGGAAACUAUAUACUCAAAUUGAGUCGACCACCAUCGAUGGUUUCAACGAUCAACAUACCAGAAGACGUCAAAUUGCAAAUAUAAAUAGACCGGCGGAACAAGGAGAACUUGAGGAAAUUUAUGAAGGUUUUAACAAUGAACGUACAAACAAUCAAUGGAGGAGAGUUUUACUGCUAAUUGUUGCUAUAACGGUGCACAAUAUCCCAGAGGGACUUGCUGUUGGAGUCGGAUUUGCUGCAGUGGGAAGCAGCGCGUCAGCAACCUUUGAAAAUGCACGAAAUCUCGCGUUCGGAAUCGGCAUUCAGAAUUUUCCCGAGGGAUUGGCGGUGUCUCUGCCCCUUCAAGCGGCUGGAAUUAGCAGCUUGAAGAGCUUCUGGUACGGUCAACUCUCGGGGAUGGUGGAACCUAUCGCCGGUGUCCUUGGUGCUGCCGGAGUGACGUUCGCUGAACCUGCGCUACCUUAUGCACUUGCUUUUGCAGCCGGUGCAAUGAUCUACGUAGUGAUCGACGACAUCGUCCCGGAAGCGCAUCAGAGUGAAAAUGGUAAACUCGCCAGCGGCGCUGCCAUCGUUGGUUUCUUGGCGAUGAUGUCCCUAGACGUUGGAUUAGGGUAAAAUUUCGAUGCACCUGCCGCGACACACAGACGUCAAUUCCUCUCUAUACACGUUCCGUAACAAAAUAUCCCGCGAGAAGACUAAAAACCACGAUCGGGGUCGGUCCGUUUCGAUCCAACGCUCGUUCGAAUCGAAGACAAUCGCGACACGAAUCACGGCUAAAAACUUUGUUUACAGCGCGAUAAAACUCGAUUCAGAGCGUUUCCCGUAUCGAAAUUAGCGAAAUGUGGCUUCCAUGAAUUUAGCCUCGGUUGAUCCGACUCAGGAGUCAAUCAGAUCAACGAGACGAUGACCUUCGGCAACGCUUUAGGAGAAUUCUACGUCGUGGUCGUCGUUGCACAAACGGAAACGUCGAACGCGUGACGACGGAAAGUUUUGAUCGGACAUUGGAAUCGCUUCUCUCAGGGAACGUUUAUACCCCGGAUCUUGUUUUCGUCCGAUGCUAAAAUCGCGAGGUCGAUGCAUCGUGAAGUACAGGCCGAGCGUCGAUGGCCGUGGCGUUUCAAUUCACGUGGGGCGCGGAGAAAAACCGGGUAAUUGCUUCUCGAAGUUUCCCUGCCGUCAAACGAAAACGGUAGUUAAUCAUUCCUUGUAAAAAAAGA